CCACCACGUUACUGUAUCACCAUUCAAUAUCACUUGGCCGACACCAUCUUUUAAUCAAGCCCCCCCCUCUUCUGCCACAAGGGAAAAGCAUAUCAACACUCCGAUCCCCUCAUCAAAUUACAUCCCUUUUGUCUCUCGUCUCUAGCCUAGCCUGCAGAGCAGAGCAUCGUGGUCAUCGUAUGCUCUACGGGCCAAGUUGUCUAGCGUCGACUCCUCUACCCUACCGGGCUGCCGAGGUGACAAAAACUAAAUCGCCCAGCUACCGACCCGAGCUAGUAGCUCUCCCCAGAUCAACGUCGGGUCCCCGCUGCUUUCUGAGACCUCCAUCAACACAGCUAGGUACCUCACUUAGCCUACCUUACCUUACUUCCAACACAUAGAGUCUGAGGCGCGCCUCAAAUCGACUCACCAAGCGGCGUGCUCUGGUUCAACUUUUCUUUCUUAGGUACUCCCCUUUUUCAUUUGUUCAGGUUUGGCUGGCAAAUGAACUAGGGACAGAGUCUCCUGCCUCGCCUACCCCUCAGCCAGUCCAGUCUUCCACUCCUGGUCUAAGUCCCCUGAUCAGAAGAUCACAUCACUCCUCUCAGUGUUCCAUUCGGAUCUCUGCGUUCUUGUCCAGGUCCCUCUCGUUCUGAGGCUCUCUCCACUUCGGGACUCUCCACAACUCUCUGCUCGCUCCACCCUCUCUACUCUACUCAUCGGGCCUGUCUGUCCUGGUCCCUUUUCCUAUCUACCUCUUCAUCAUAAAGCAUUGUGUCGACUCGAGAUCAAUCCUCCCCCUCUCAAGUCAACAAUUCGCGACGGUGCGCUUACAUCUAGGACCCCCUCCCCUGCUGCGCCGCCCACCAGCUUUCCCCAUUGAAAGCUCCCGCGCCACCCUGGUACCCGCAGAGGAACGGCAGUAUUAGUUGGAGGUUCAUACCGCCCGCGACUCUCUCCAGCACCACUUAGAACCUGGUCUCGUGUGGUAACCGCAUCUCGACACAACCUGAACACUCGGCGCAUUGCAUCGCAAAACCCAACAGAAGUAGCAGCCACGACAAGCAGCAAACGGUUCGCGACACAACACGGCACAUUGCAACGCUGCUCCGCGACACGCGACAUACUUCCUCCUGCCAAGCUUUCCCUCUGCUUGCCUUUAUUUGCCAAUAUCAUCACUUUCUGCAGCGCGCCGCUGUCCUCCCCCGCCUUCCGACUGCAGUUCGCAUACUCUCUCCGUCCUCCUCAUUCGACUUGCAAACCGUGUGCCCGACGACGUUAUUCGCGAUCAACCACUUUUCGCCUGCCUGUUCACAUCGUCGUUGACGCUCUCGUGGUCUUUGCAGAUUGAUAUUCGAAUUUUGGGAGAUAGGUCUUCUGAUCACUGACUAUUUGCCACCGCCGCUCGUCUCUCGCCUUGUUGCCGCUCCAAGUGUAGCAGCAACCCCGCGUCAAUCUCUUGGUGUCGGAUUUCGCGCCUGCUUUCGAGCCUUUCACUGACAAUGGGCCACGAUUAAGUCUCCUUCGUCGCUACAGCACUGGACAUCUUCGUUUGCCCAAAUCAGUCCUCUCAACAAGGUCCUUUUAUGAAUGGGCACCCAUUCUCCUUUACUCUUAUCCGACAACCUGAAUCUUCUAUUUGCGCCUUGGGUUAGACGCGCUGGUGUUUAGAUAUUCUGUCGUAUUCACUCACACUAAUCAACCACUGGCUCACACCGUAACGACUUCUGCUAUCGCGAUUUAACAUUUGCGAUAAGAUCAGAGUUGCCACUUCUCAGAGCCACAUCCCUUCGACACUGAUUACAGCAUCAGCGUUCUUUUUCUUACGUUUCGUCUGUUUUUACGACUUAGAAUUUGGCACGUGUGACGACAUAGUCUUUAGAUAUCCUCGAGAUCCCAUCUCUGUUUCGAUUCUAUUCAUUCUUAAAGAUAUUUACAGCCUACAUUUUAUUUUAACCCCCAACUCUGUUUAUUAUCCGUGAUCCGAAACACGACAGCUUGUGCUAGCCGGUUUACGUAUCACAGAUAUAAGACUAAAACUCCCAUCCACAGGGCAUUAUCAAUCAGCAGCCUUGUAGAUUUUAGAUUGAAAGAAGCCAACUAGUGUCUUUCCUGGAUAAUGAGUUCUGGUCCGCUCAAGACAGGCCCGUCUUCCAGACUAGGCCAAGGAUCUCAUCCUACAGCCCCGGGUAACAACCAGUCACUGCUCCUCGAGAAGCUGCACGCGAGGACAUCUACACCAGAUUCAGAAGCUCUUGCUAGUUCAGACGACGAAGGCGAGCACCGAUACGAGUCCGCAACAGCAGCAUCACAUUCUGCGUCGCAACCUCCUAGACCUGUCCGACGACCUUCGUGGUUGAACGAGACUUCUCAAACCCUGGGCCGUCCCCGUAGGGGAUCUAUCGCUAGUAACUCGAUGUCUCCAACUACUUCUCAUCCCAGCACGCCUUCUGGGGAGACCGGUGGAGCGUGGGGAUCUCACUCAGCUUCAUCUGUGAUGGGCCGGGGAUCUGGCGCACCUGGCUUUUCAUGGGGUACGGCUAUCUGGAACACUGAACGCAAAGAUCCUCCAUCGAGGCUCAGCGAGGUUUUGCCUUCUCCCACGUCGACCAUGCCCCCGGGCGGUGGCAAUUCUUUCUUUAGCUCAGAGAUGCAGACGUCUCCGGUCUCGCGCGAUCCUGCGCCUAAUUCGCAAAUACCUUUCGCUAUUCCGCUUCAUCCCACUCCUAAAACAUACCGGUCUCAAUCAUACUCUGUUGGGCAGCUGGAUCCUGAGUCAACAGCCACUCCGCCUUCGAUGAGCUCUUCCGCCAUCAUGGGUCGCGCUCGCUAUCCCGCGCUUCAACAUCGACCUUCUCGACCCAGCAUGCUAAGCGAAAUGGCCAACGACGGCUCGAUGCUUGGAAAAGUCAAGGAAGUCGAGGAUGACGACGAUGAAAGCCCAAGCGAAUCGAUGCAAAGUUCAUUUCAUCAAUCGGAUGCGAAAACAAUUGAAAUACUGGCUCGUGAAAACGCUAUGCUGCGCCAGCAGCAGCAGCAGCAGCAGCAGCAGCAGCAGCAAACGCAGUAUAACAAUGCCCGUAUUCGACCCCGCGCAGUCACUGGCUCCUCCUAUCCUGCAAACGGCUACCCAAUACGAGACACUGUUCCUGAGGAAUCUGAUUAUGCUAUUGAUGAGCUUGAUGAAGCCAACGAAUCUGGCGAUAUGUUGGCCAAACGGGCGCUGAGCAGGCGUAUGAGCGAGUACGGAGCGGGGUCAUUACGCUCUCCGUUUGAGAACAAUCGCAAACCUGAAAACGCCAACCUCAAGAAAGCGCUCUGGUCAAGCUCACUUGGAUUUUCUCCUUCUGAUAUUUCUCAAAGUAGGCGACAUUCCUUUGCCAACAUGCCUACUCGCCAAGGUUCUAUCAGCUCUAUUCCCGACGCGGCCGCACUAGAGCCUUCUGCACUCGAUAUGCAGCAAUCUCAGGAGUACCCCCCCGGGUACCCCGACCCUGCCGCCUUUAGUGCUACUUCUCAUGCAAGCCAGUACUUUGGCGUUGGCGGAGGUGCCAACAUCGGAAAUGCCUAUCAGACUGGGUUUGCCAAUCAAUACGGAUCUCCUUAUGGAUUGUCCACUACGUACGGGAACCGCGCACCAUCUCCCCAUCGUAAUGUUUACAGCAUUGCUCAGCCUCGUCACAACCAGCUUCUUCACAUUGUAUUAUUCAAGUGCGCUCGAGCUGACGUGUUCUACAUCCAAGAGGGCACUGGUCUCAAUGUCAAGCCAGGUGAUCUGGUGAUAGUCGAGGCUGAUCGCGGCACUGACCUUGGCACCGUUGCUAAGGAUAACGUUGACUGGCAGGCUGCUAAAGAACUCAAGGAGCACUAUGCCGAAGAGCAGUACAAGUGGCUGAUGAUGUACUCACAAAAUGCUGCCGUCGCGCAGGAGGGUUCUAGCGCAGGUCUUCUUGCCUCCUCUACCGGUCUUCAGGGAAGCGCGGUUGGAGGCAUGGGACCUCCGAGCCAGCACCAUGCGCAGGAGCCCAACGCUGGCGAACUUCGACCCAAGCUCAUUAAGCGUCUUGCCCAGAACCACGAGAUCCAAGCCCUACGGGACAAGGAAGGUCAAGAGGCGAAGGCGAAGCGUGUUUGCAUGCAAAAGGUCAAGGAGCACGCUCUCAAUAUGGAGAUUCUCGACGCCGAGUUCCAGAUGGAUUGGAAGAAGUUGACCUUCUAUUACUUUGCCGAUUCGUACAUCAACUUCAACUCUCUCGUUACCGACUUGUUCAAGAUCUACAAGACUCGAAUCUGGAUGUCUGCUAUCAACCCAGCCUCAUUCGCUAGCCCAACUCUUGGUAUUCAGGCUCCUAGUGGCAUCGGCCCCGGAGCAGUGAACGCAAACCGUGGUGCGGGCGGUAAUGACAGACGCCAGAACCAGCAGGUCCAAGAACCCCACCAAGCGUCUGCUUUUACCGGUGGAGCCAGAGAUGGCCGCGGAUUCCGCCCUGCUCCAACUUUCAACCAGCCAUUUGGCAAUGAGGGCCGCCUCGCGCAGCCAUCUGGGUACCCUCCUUCCAACUACCCUUACGGGCAGUUCGCCAACCCUUAUAGCAAUCCUCGCAGCAAUGUUGGCUACGGUGCUGGUUCUGGUGCUAUGCCGGGCGCUAUGGAGGGUUACCCCGUUGGAGUUCCCCAGCUUGGAGAAUACACGUCGAUGCGCCAGCGGUUCCCCAACCCACAGUCUGGUCCCAGCCCGGCGCCUCACUCUCAAGCCACUUCACCUCUGGCUCCCCAGAAUGACUGGGUUGGAUCUUUCCAGGGCUUGUCUCUCAACACUCAUUAAUGUGUGUUAUCACAUACGUUUGGCGACCAUGAGAAGUUCAUCUCAGUACACUCGUUUACGUUCAGGCAGGCACAGCAGACUUCGUUUCAUGAAAGAGAAACUGCUGGCAUUAGUUGAUGGAGUUGAGGAUGUGGACUGACAUAUACAGAACCAGCCCUCGUUCGGCUUUCGGUGCGGUUAUGUGAUUGUGUGUUUUCGUUUUUCGAUCUUCAUUCUUUUAUAAUGGUUCGCCGUUUCGUUUACAUCUUUUUUUGGCGUUAAUCGGCAAUUCUCAUUCGACACUCGAGUAUUAAGAGAUUGUUCAAUAGCUGCUUUUCGAAUUCCAUAUCGCCAAUGCUUUGUUCAGGAUCCAUGAUCCAACGGCCGAUUUCACGACAACGGGGAGUAGGGAGGGAAGACAAGAUGGCAUUCGAUGGCAUGGAUUUUCUUUUACAGGCCGAGAUUAUAGACAGAAAGACCCGAGGACUUCGCAUCUAACACUGUAACUAAUACGCAGUCAAAAAAGGGGCACAUUUGGGAGAUAUAGCCGGAAUCAUGUAUGACAAAGAUUUGAUUUACUCAUUUGCUUAUUCGUGCAGGUAAUUGGUUUUGUUUCUAAGGGGUUCUUUGGCUCGAGGCACGAAAAUGAGAUUAUGUGAUAGAUUAAAUUCGAGCUCAGGGUUUGCUUAUACGUUAUCUCAACGUGAACUAAAGCGAAGCUAGAGAUUCAUGGAAUAAUACUGAGAGAAUAACUUUGAUUGGCGG
Fusarium odoratissimum NRRL 54006 is the source of this 5548-nucleotide messenger RNA. RefSeq lists its product as uncharacterized. Gene Ontology annotation, cellular component: cytoplasm. The transcript has 5 exons. The record is from RefSeq and is a predicted model, not a curated record. NCBI's taxonomy places the organism in Eukaryota, Fungi, Ascomycota, Sordariomycetes, Hypocreales, Nectriaceae. Bases 2099 to 4804 code for a protein of 901 amino acids.